Messenger RNA from Venturia canescens, 1989 nucleotides. RefSeq lists its product as uncharacterized. The record is from RefSeq and is a predicted model, not a curated record. The transcript has 5 exons. NCBI's taxonomy places the organism in Eukaryota, Metazoa, Arthropoda, Insecta, Hymenoptera, Ichneumonidae. The coding region runs from base 87 to 1334 and encodes 415 amino acids.
CGAGACAGUUUUAUCUUCUUUUGACGGCUAUUAUUCAGUGUUCCAUAAUCAGUCGCUGGGAGAGGUUCUCGGCUCAGAAUUGUAUCAUGACAUCGAAUAAAUCAAUCGAGUAUUCGCCUUGGUUGAUUCCAGACUUGAUUCAAAAUAUUUUAAGACAAUCGGAAAAUGACGAGAGGAUAAAAGUGCGCAGUGUUACGUCAAAACCUGCAACAGCAGAUGGCGAUAACUACAUGAGUGAUAUUUCGCGUGUUAGCAUUGAAUUUACACGAAGUCGAACAGACGAUGGAGCGACGGAGAUGAAAACUUUAAUUUUUAAAGUUUCUCUUAAGAAGGACAGGGCUGCUUGCGAUUUGGCUAAAAAGUUCGAAUCGUUCGAGACCGAAAUUCAAAUGAUGCAGAACACCAUGGCAAAAAUGAACGAAAUUUUAAACGAGAAUGAUUAUCGUUUGAAUGCUCGAGUUUUUCAUGCACGAUUGGAAGAACCUUCCUUCUUGGUACUAGAAGAUUUGGUAGCGCGAGGAUUUCACUUGGCUGAUAAACAAACUGGUCUCGAUCUAGAUCACUGUAUGCUACUCAUGAGAGGAUUGGCCAAAUUCCAUGCUAGCUCUAUAGCGGUUUAUGAAAAGGAUCCCAGUUGCAUAAAACGUCAUCGAAAGGGCAUGUAUAACAAGGAAUGUCCCGAAGAAAUGCAAUCGAUUUUCAAAGAGGCGUUCAAAGCACUGAGCGUUGAGGUGAAAAACUGGCCAGAACUCGAUCCUAUGUACGGUUAUUCACAAAAGUUAUUGCAAUUAUCGGAAGUUUGCAUCGACAAAGGUGUGAAAUGCUCGGAGUGCAGGGAAAACGAAUUCAAUGUCCUCAAUCACGGAGAUGCGUGGAUUAACAAUUUGAUGUUCCGAUAUGACGACGAAGGAAAAGUCGAUAAUCAAAUAUUUCUGGAUUUCCAAAUAUGCAGCUGGACCUGUCCGGCCUUCGAUUUGGUAAUUAGUCUCAGUUCGGUCCCUAACGACGAUGUUUAUAUUCAUCAUUUCGACUUACUUGUCGCCGAGUAUUCAAAGACGCUUACCAACACCAUGUUGAGAAUAAAUUGCGAGACAAAACCACCAACUUUGAGCUCAAUUCGACAAUGGAUGAAGGAACGAGAAUUUUUGGCGGUCCUGGAUUCAGUUGUUUGGAAACCUUUCACGUUCGUUGACAAAUCAGAAGUUGUAGAUAUGUCCGAUCUCGUUACAUCGGAGGGCACAACGAGCAGUCCCGGAAUUAAGGAUGAACGUUAUCGACAGAUAAUAACUAGACGACUGAAAGACUGGAAUUCUCGGGGAUUACUCGACAUUUAAUAAAUUUUGUAAUAAUAAAAAAAAGCAUCCUUAUUAUUGUUGAAACGUUUGGAUACGAGAAAAUAAUACCACUUCGAGUAACGAGUGGAAAACCAACUAUAUUCAAGGCAUCUCUCAUCAAGCAGUUACUGUGCAAACAGCAUGCACUGACUUGCCUCUGAAAAAUGUUGAUUCUUAUUAUCAUACACGUUUUACAAAACUUAUAUACCUUUUGUCUGGAAUACAAGUAAUCUUUCAAAAAUAUAUGUCAAUUUAUUGUAAAAUUUGUUUUAUUAUACUAACAUAAAUGGAGAUGUAACUAUAGUUUUCGGAAACAUUUCGUAUAUGGUCGAGCAUUUUUUGUUUUAGAACUCGGUAAAACGUCGAAUUUCGUACGAAAUUUCUAUAAAAAAUUCUCGUCUUUAUUCGAUAUCAUGACGAGGUUUUUUUCGUGGUUCAAACUUGUCAAAAAAUUUGCACACGAUUGGUCCACAUGCACACACAAACACACACGUAUAAGGACACGUAGCUAAUAUCGGAACAUUAUUCAUAUUUACGUUUAUCGUAUGGGUUGUUCCCAUUGAACGUGAAAUAUAUAUUUUCAAGAAUAUCUCAAUAAACCCAUAGCAAUAAAAUUUAUGAAUAACCAUAAAAUCAAUUGUUUAAUCAAUAUGAA